Messenger RNA from Pelobates fuscus (common spadefoot toad), 2694 nucleotides. Its product is annotated as multidrug and toxin extrusion protein 2-like. Bases 102 to 1766 code for a protein of 554 amino acids. Gene Ontology annotation, biological process: xenobiotic detoxification by transmembrane export across the plasma membrane. The record is from RefSeq and is a predicted model, not a curated record. Gene Ontology annotation, cellular component: membrane. Lineage: Eukaryota; Metazoa; Chordata; Amphibia; Anura; Pelobatidae. Gene Ontology annotation, molecular function: xenobiotic transmembrane transporter activity; antiporter activity. The transcript has 17 exons.
UGACGGAAAAGAAGAUUCAAAGUGAUGGGGACCGGCAGCCCCUGGAGGAGAGCUCGCCUCUCAGGGGAAAGCCCAGCUGGAUACCCAGGUGUCUCCGCCGGAUGCUGCCUGCUGGCUUUCUGGAUGAAGUGAAGGAGCAGUGCGCGCUGGCUGGACCUGUGUUCAUUUCCCAGUUGAUGUUUUUCCUCAUUAAUUUGGUGAGCAUCAUUUUUUGUGGACAUUUGGGAAAAAUUGAGCUGGACUCUGUGACACUUGCUGUAGCUAUCACAAAUAUAUCGGGUUCAUCUAUUGCUAUAGGCUUGUCCUCUGCAUGUGAUACACUCAUAUCUCAGACAUAUGGUGGCAAAAAUAUGAAACGCAUUGGGACUAUCCUACAAAGAGGCAUUUUGAUUCUGUUACUAUUUUGUUUCCCUUGCUGGGCCAUCUUCAUUAACACUGAAGGCAUUCUACUGCUCUGCAGACAGGAUCCAGAAAUUGCCAGGUUAACACAGCUGUAUGUGUAUAUCUUCAUCCCAGCUCUUCCAGCUGUCUUCCUUUUUCAGUUAGAAAUGCGAUAUUUACAAAAUCAGGGUAUAAUAUGGCCUCAGGUUUAUACUGGUAUAUGCGUCAACAUACUUAAUGCCAUUAUAAAUGCCAUAUUGUUGUAUGGCCUAAAUUUGGGAAUUCAGGGCUCAGCAUGGGCAAAUACAUUUUCUCAAAUUUUGAUGGCCAUUCUGCUUUACUUGUAUAUCUAUUUGAAAAAGUUGCAUGUGAAAACAUGGGGAGGUUGGUCCAAAGAUUGCCUCCAAGAAUGGGGUCUUUUUAUGAAUUUGGCCAUUCCCAGCAUGCUAAUGGUGUGUAUAGAAUGGUGGAGCUUUGAAAUUGGCACUUUCUUGGCAGGUCUUAUCAGCGUGGUGGAACUUGGAGCACAGUCCAUAAUGAUAGAAUUGGCAACAGUUGCUUACAUGGUUCCAAUGGGUUUUUCAGUAGCUGGAAGUGUGAGACUGGGAAUUGCCUUGGGAGCUGGAAAUUUUGACCAAGCCAAGCACUCUUCUAGAGUGGCACUUAUAUGUGCUGUAUGCUUUUCUGUCCUGACUGCCACUUUGAUUGCUGGAUUCAAAAAUUAUAUCCCAUACAUGUUUACAUCAGACAGUGAUGUAGCUCAUCGGCUUUCACAAAUUCUCUUAUUGUUUGCACCAUUUCAUGUGAUUGAAUCCCUUUCAUGUACUUGUGGUGGAAUAUUACGAGGAUCUGGAAAGCAAACAAUUGGUGCAAUUCUAGCAACUGUUGGAAAUUAUGUAUUUGGCCUGCCGAUAGGAAUAACAUUGAUGUUUGUCGUAAAACUUGGUGCUUUCGGCCUCUGGAUAGGAAUGAUUAUCUCUGUUCUGUUCCAAGUCAUCGUUUUAAUUACCUUUACUAUGUUGCUGAACUGGGAAAAGACCAGUGAUGAGGCUAGAAAUCGAGCAGGUGUGAAAUCAGAAGCCAAGAGCCUUGAAGAUGACAGCACUAGUAGAAGUGGAGACAUUCUGCCAUUUGAUAAAGGGCAUUCAUGGGACGAUGACCGUAUUCAAGGAGAGAUUAUCUUGUCUGAUAUUGCUUCUAAUGGCAAAUAUACAGACCAGUUAGUGCUAGAAGAUGACUCCGCUAUUGAAGCUUCAAAUGUUGUAGGAGAAGUCCUUUCUUUGAAACAGCUACUUCUUCGCCGUGGACUGGCUGUUGUUUUCGCCAUGGCUACACUGAUUAUUGGUUUACUUAUUAAAUUUUUUUGUUGGCAGAGGACAAAGUAAUCAUCUUAAGAAAGUUAAAACUGAAAUGCCACUACAUGAUCUGAAAGUCAGUAUUUUGACUUUUUAUAUCAUUACCAAGCUUUUUUACUGCCUUACAAGUACUCCAAAUAAGCUAAGAAACUUAUUGUAUCCUGUUAACUUGAUUGUAUAUUUAUCAUUUGUCUUAAAAAAUAAAUGUUUGGCAUGAAAGUGGCCCUUUAUAAGUGCACCCCUUAAAUUUAAUUCAAAACAUUUUCAGGCAAUUUGACAAAAAACUUGGUCGCAUAUCACCUCUGCAGCUUGGCUAAUGUGACGGUCAGCUUAUGCAUUGAAUGGACUACCUUAUAAUGUAUUUUAUUAUAGGGACACUGGAUGCACCAAAACAACUUUAGCUUAGUGAAGCAAUUUUAAUGUGUAGAUCGUCCCCCUGCAGUCUCAGUGCUCAAUUCUCUGCAAUAUAGGAAAUAAGUCACUUACUUUAUACAGCCAUAGCCACACUUCCCUGCAUGUGACUUAAACAGCCUUCUAAACACUUCCUACAACAAGAUAUAUCUAAUGUUUAACCCUCCUUUAUUGCACAGUCUGUUUAAUUUAGAAUUAUUAAUCCCUGCUCUGUUAAUCGCCUUCUAGACCCUGUGGAGACUGCUGUGUGUGAUUAAAGUUCAAUUUACAGAACAGGAGAUAAAAUGUAUAAAGGAAAUUAAAGAGAUACCAUAGAAACUUCCUCCCUUAGGAAUCUGCAGGAAGUACAUCUAGAGGCUGCCUUAACACUGCAAUGUAAACAUAGCCAAGACAACAAUCUUAGGAACAACUCUGUGAAUGUUGAGUAACUCAGCCAGAACCAGUUCUUGAACAGGUAAAAAGGUCUCUGAUGAGACCUGAAAUUGGUUGUCCACCGACGGUCCCUAUCCAACUUGAAAGAGCUUCAGAAGAUCUGCAGAAAUGAAUA